Messenger RNA from Syngnathus typhle (broad-nosed pipefish), 4456 nucleotides. RefSeq names its product ELKS/Rab6-interacting/CAST family member 1-like. Gene Ontology annotation, biological process: neuromuscular synaptic transmission; maintenance of presynaptic active zone structure; regulation of synaptic plasticity. The transcript has 23 exons. NCBI's taxonomy places the organism in Eukaryota, Metazoa, Chordata, Actinopteri, Syngnathiformes, Syngnathidae. The record is from RefSeq and is a predicted model, not a curated record. The coding region runs from base 534 to 3983 and encodes 1149 amino acids. Gene Ontology annotation, cellular component: cytoskeleton of presynaptic active zone. Gene Ontology annotation, molecular function: structural constituent of presynaptic active zone.
GAGAGCGUCCGCGGCGCGCAGUGGGGAAGCCGCCUCGCCGCCUGUGGAGGAGCUGGCAGUGUUAGGGGGGCGAGAAGCGAGGGGUGGCCCUGGAAUACGCCUUAAGACGGGUGCUAGCGAGCGGAAAGAGGGCGCAGGACGGUCGGAUCACGUCGUCCAACAUCCACGGGAGCUCCGAGAGCCACGCAAUAAUCUUGGAGCGCCUCUACGACUGUCCAUCUUGGAGCUUAUUUCGCAACCGUGACUCAGUGAUUGCCGCCUUUGUGGAUUACUGUGAUCACAGGGUUCUCAGUUCUGCAUCACGAGGUCACCAAGAACUCCAGCGGAAGAUAACAAACAGGAAUCGAUUUGUUCUGUUUGUUGAUUUUUUUUUUUUUUUUUUUUUUUUUUUUUUUUUUGGGAGGGGGGGGACAUUGCAAAUGUUCCCGUGACUAAUGUUUUCAUCAGGACACAAGUUGCCUCCUUGGGUUAUUAUUUCGUUCCUAUCUGCCGCUCUCAGUCUUUAAUUUAGACCUCGCUCAGAUUUCCUCAUCAUGUAUGGAAGUUCUCGGUCCGUCUCCAAGCUGGAUGCGGUGGGAUCCAACGGGUCAGGCAGUCCCGGCCGCUCCCCCCGUCUACCCCGCUCCCCACGUUUGGCUCAUCGGCGAAAUGGCAGCAGCAGCAGCAGCUCCACCGGCGGACUCACCGGUUCCGGAAAAACCUUAUCCAUGGAGAAUAUCCAGUCACUCAAUGCCGCCUACGCCACAGGAGGGCCGAUGUAUUUCACAGACGGGACCGAAGACCCGGUGGGACUCGGGAGCCUGGGGAGUGGGCUGAACCCCUCCCUGCCUAAAAGUACCAUGACGCUUGGUAGGGCCGGGGCGAGGGUACCCUAUGGAGUUCGGACCGCCUUUGUGGGGAGCAGCCCUAAUAUCAACGCUGGAGGAGCUGGUGGGGUCAUGUCCAGUGACUCCAUAGCCUUUGGCGGGGACGUGCCAACUCAACCCACGCAGGCGUCCACUGUUCCCCACUCCAUGAGACAGGUGCGGGAGGGGGCCAUGACAGACCUGCAGAGCCAACUGAGAGAAGUGCUGAGAGAAAAUGAACUUCUGCGUAGAGAUUUGGAUGCGAAGGAGUCCAAGUUGAGCUCAUCCAUGAACUCUAUCAAGACUUUCUGGAGUCCUGAGCUGAAGAAAGAGCGUGCGCUGAGGAAGGACGAAGCCACCAAGAUGACGGUGUGGAAGGAGCAAUACAGGGUGGUGCAGGAGGAAACGCAGCAUCUCCAAUGCACCAUCCAGGCCUUGCAAGACGAACUCCGAAUCCAGCGCGAUCUCAACCAGCUGUUCCAGUCCGAUUACUCCGAUACGGGCCGUCUGGGAUGCCAGGCCAUCUCUCCGCAAGAAAUGACGGAGGAGAACUUCCUGCGUCUCCACGGCGAAUACGAGCGUCAGGUCAAGGAGCUUUUCCUCUUGAGGAAGACCGUAGAAGAGAUGGAGCUGAGGAUCGACACUCAGAAGCACACUUUAAACGCCAGGGACGAGUCCAUCAAGAAGCUUCUGGAAAUGUUGCAGAGCAAAGGCCUGUCGUCCCGCGCCACCGAGGAGGACCACGAGCGGACGAGGCGACUGGCUGACGCAGAGAUGACUAUUCACCAACUGGAGGGCUUCCUGGAACAGAAGGACAAGGAGAUGCUGCUACUUCGAGAGGAGCUGCACAGGAGGUAUGAAGCAGCUCCUGAAUCCACCAAGACCAAGGCCCUGCAGACUGUCAUCGAAAUGAAGGAUGCCAAAAUCAGCUCGCUGGAGCGUGCCAUGAGGGAGCUGGAGGAGGAGUUGAACAUGCUCAAGUCCAACGGAGCGCUCAGCAGCGAAGAGCGAGAAGAGGAGAUCAAGCAGAUGGAGGUGUACCGAUCCCACUCCAAGUUUAUGAAGAAUAAGGUUGAUCAGCUGAAGGAAGAGUUAGGUCACAGCCAAUCAGAGAAGGAGGAGCUAAAGGAGCGGGCCAAUGAGCUGCAGCGCGAGGCGUCCGCAAUGGAUCAGGUCAAGCAGGACCUGAAUCGUAAGGACAGCGAACUGUUGGCUCUCCGUACCAAGCUGGACACUCUGAACAACCAGUUUUCUGACAGCAAGCAACACGUGGAUGUCCUCAAGGAGUCGCUCACUGCCAAGGAGCAGAGGGCUGCUAUAUUACAAACUGAGGUGGACGCCCUGCGCAUUCGCCUGGAGGAGAAAGAGUCGCUUCUGUCCAAAAAGAGUCAGCAGAUAUCAGAGAUCUCAGACGAGAAGAGCACGCAGAACGGAGAAAUAAGUGACCUGAAAGACAUGCUGGAUGUCAAGGAGCGCAAGGUCGUCGUGCUGCAGAAGAAGAUCGAGAACCUCCAGGAUCAGCUGAAGGACAAGGAAAAGCAGCUGAGUGGCCUCAAAGGCCGAGUCAAGUCCUUACAGACGGACACGUCCAACACCGACACGGCUCUGGGAACGCUCGAGGAGGCUCUAUCCGAAAAGGAACGUAUCAUUGAGCGAUUGAAAGAGCAGCGGGAGAAAGACGAACGAGAAAAGGGAGACGAGGUGGAGUCCACCAAGAAGGAACUGAAGGAGCUACGGGAGAAAGUUUCCCAGAUGCAGGCUGACCUUGCGGACCGGGAGGCGUCAGUUUUGGACCUAAAAGAGAAAGCCUCCUCUCUGGCGUCUUCGGCUCUGAAGAAGGACAACCGGCUGAAGAGCAUGGAGAUCUCUUUGGAGCAAAAGAAGGAGGAAUGCUUCAAAUUGGAGAAUCAACUCAAAAAGGCUCAAAGCGCGGCAGCGGAGUCGGCGGCCAGCGCCGAACUCUCGCAACGUAUCUCCGACCUGGAGCAGGAAGUGAGCCGUCACAAAGAGGACGCCGGGAAGGCUCAACUCGAGGUGGAGCGGCUCCUCGAGAUCCUCAGGGAGAUGGAGAACGAGAAGAACGACAAGGAGAAAAAGAUCCACGAGCUGGAGAGUCUUGCCUCGAGGCAGAUGAAGGAUCAGUCCAAGAAGGUGGCCAACCUGAAACACAAGGAGCAACUUGAGAAGAGCAAGAACGCCCAGUUGGUGGAGGAGGCCAAGAAACUGGAGGACAAUUUGAACGAGAGCUCCCAGCAGAUAAAGGACUCCAUACGCUCCAAGGAGGAGCGCAUCGAGGAGCUCGAGGAGGCCCUUAGGGAAAGCGUUCAGAUCACGACCGAGAGGGAGCUGGUGCUCGCUCAGGAGGAGCACGCCCGCACACACGCCGAGAAACAGGUGGAGGACCUGCUGGUUGCAAUGGAAAAGGUGAAACAAGAGCUGGAGGUGAUGAAAGCCAAGCUGUCAUCCACUCAGCUGUCACUGGCCGAGAAGGAAGGUCACCUGACUGCCCUGCGGGCUGAACGGCGAAAGCACCUGGAAGAGGUCCUGGAGAUGAAACAAGAGGCGCUGCUAGCUGCUAUUAGCGAGAAGGACGCCAACAUCGCCCUGCUGGAGCUCUCCUCAUCCAAGAAGAAGAAAACCCAAGAAGAAGUGGCCGCCCUAAAAAGGGAGAAGGACGGGUUGGUUCAUGAGCUCAAACAGCAGACUCAAAACAGGAUGAAGCUGAUGGCGGAUAACUACGAGGACGACCAUUCGAAGGUGGCGUCUCCCAACUCGGAGCUGCCUAAUAACCACAAGCCCUCCCCGGAUCAGAUUCUCUCUCCUCUCCUGGAUCUGGACCAGAACCGCAGCAAGUUGAAACUGUACAUCAGUCACCUGACCUCGCUGUGUCAGGAACGAGACCCCGUCAUAUUGCAAGACUUCGCCCCGCCGCCCGCCUAUCACCGCGCCGACUCCGCCGACUCCUGGCGCGCUAAACUGCACGGCAUGACGCAAGAACAGUUGGAGGCGGAGUUGAUGCUGUGCGAGCGGGAGGGGGCGGAGCUGCAGGAGUACGCCAACCAAGUGCUGCAACAGAUCGCCGACCGCUGCCCCGACAUUUUGGAGCAGGUCGUCAACGCCCUGGAGGACAGCAGCUGACACCGUUGUUAAUGAGUCGAGCAAAACUUUCCGUCAUCAUCGUCGUUAAAUUACUUCACGUGUUUUUUUUUUUUCAUCGGUGUAUAAGUGAGUGCACACUGUUCCUCGAGUCCGCCAUUUUGCUGCUAUCUUUUUCGCCGUUUUCUUCUUCUACGUUUUCCGUCAGCCUUUCGUUGUGCCAGGAACACACGCAAUAAUCCCUUUACUAUCAAUUUACGCGGACGAUAACACGAGGAGGGAAUCGGUCUUGUUUUUCUUUCUGGGCGGGGAGGGAGAGUAUAUAAAUAUUUUGCUUUUGCUAAUAUAUAUCUAUAUAUAAAUGUUAAACACUAAUGUUUUAAUUCCAGUUGUAUGUCCUAUGUUGUCACCAGCAGGAAAUUUUGCAGGUUUGAAUUGUUUACUAAAAUAGAAUUCUCGAGAUUGUGGAUGGAAAAGAAGAAUUAAAAUGAAAUAAAAUGCGGAUCUAUCUUUUU